Molecule: messenger RNA, 2304 nt
Organism: Carassius gibelio (silver crucian carp)
Lineage: Eukaryota; Metazoa; Chordata; Actinopteri; Cypriniformes; Cyprinidae
Gene: slc43a3b
Product: solute carrier family 43 member 3b
Exons: 13
Coding region: 184-1671 (495 amino acids)
Biological process (GO): transmembrane transport
Molecular function (GO): transmembrane transporter activity
Source: RefSeq, a predicted model, not a curated record
AUUUGUAAAAAUGGGAGGGAAAAGAAACACAGAGGUCCAUAUAAAGAGACAGCAAGUGAGAGGGAGGGAUAAGUGAAUGUCUGUACACUUUGUUGAAGGAGUUGAAGAUUCAGGGGACACUGGAGAAACUCCAAAACUGUUUGGAAAGAGGGCAGAGGAGUACAGCAGAGAGAAAGAAGCAAGAUGUUUUGUUGUCGAGGAGGCGGGUUUAGGGUACGGUCCUGGUUUACUCUGAUAUCUGGGUUAGUGGAGUGUUUGGGGUUUGCAGGGGCUGUUUUCGGCUGGGCAUCAUUGGUUUUUGUCCUCAAGACUGAAGGCUACUUCAGGAGUUUAUGUGUGAAUGUCACAAUAAAUGGAACUGCUGUUGAAGAUUGCAGUAGACAAGAUGAGCAGCUCUCACUCAUCUUCACCGUCGCAUCCUUCAUGAACAACUUCCUCACGCUGCCAAAUGGCUUCCUGUUUGACCAUUUUGGUACUACAGUUGCCAGGCUACUGGGAAUAUCAGUUUACACUGCAGGAAUGUUGUUAAUAGCCUUUUCCAGUCCUGUGAACUCCGUCCUCCUCUUCCCUGCUCUGUCCUUCAUUGCUGUGGGAGGAAUUCUGUUCUUGGUGACCAACAUACAGGUGGGGAAUCUCUUUGGCACUCACCGUUCCACUAUAAUCACACUGUAUAAUGGAGCCUUUGACUCUUCCUCUGCAGUUUUCCUCAUCAUCAAGUUGCUGUAUGAGGAUGGAGUCUCUCUGCAAGGGUCUUUCCUCUUCUUGGCCUGCUGCAGUGUCAUUCAUCUGUUCCGGACAUUUGUGCUGAUGCCGCGUAAACAUAUCCCAUACCCGCUUCCGGAGAACUACACCUAUGGGAUGAAUUGUGGUAGGACUCAGGAUUAUGCAGUUGCAAAUGUCGAAGAGAAAAACAUCCAAAAAUCCCAGGCUGAGGAGGAAAUGCCAUUUAAAGAGACUUCUCCUCAAGGCCAAAACACAGUCAAAAUGGAGCGUAGUUUCAAGAGCUGUUUGCGUUCCUGGUUCUUCUUCUGGCAUCUGCUGUGGCUUUCAGUGAUGCAGUUGAGACACUACUUGUUCAUCGGGACCUUAAACCCGAUGCUGAAUCAUCUGGCUGCUGGAGACCCAGGCCUUGUCAGUAGAUACACAAAUGCGUUUGCAUUUACUCAGCUGUGUGGGAUACUGUGUGCUCCCUGGAAUGGCCUUAUCAUGGACCGCCAAAAAGGAAAGCAACGAGAACCAGGACAAAGUGAACGAGAGGCAGACUUGAAGCCAGCCAUAUUGUCUCUGUCGCUGACGGCGCUGCAGUGUGUGUUGUUUUCAGUGUGUGCCGCUACCCCUAUCCUUCCUCUGCAGUACCUCACCUUCAUCUUGCAAGUCCUCAACAGAUCUUUCCUCUAUGGAGGAAAUGCUGCUUUCAUCAGUGUGGCGUUUCCAUCUGAACACUUCGGAAAGCUAUUUGGAAUGGUGAUGGCUCUCUCAGCUGUCUUCUCACUGCUCCAGUAUCCCUGCUUUACCCUCAUUAAAGGACCACUGGGUGGAGACCCUUUUUAUGUGAACAUCGGGCUGACCGUUCUAAGUCUCCUGGCCUUCAUCAACCCUCUUUAUGUGUACCUGCACUGUCGGCGUCAAGCAGCCCAGCGAGCAAGUGCCAACAAAAGUGCCUCUUCAUAAGCCCUCUAGGCAAAGGGAAUAUAAAUCUGACCUAUGACUUUUAAAACUGGUUUCUAUUUCUUAUUAGUUUUUCUUUACAAAACUACACAAAAAUGUAUAGUGAAAAGAAAUAUUUUACUAACCUUUCAGUGCCCUGUUUUGCAGAGGUUGACUCUUGACCCUGUGAUGGUAUGUGGUGUGUUAUCUCUGCUGAUCAUAGAAGGAAAUUGACCGCUUCCCCACCCUCUUUGCUAUUUUUUUUAUGCACGUUAGUUACUGGAUCUUGCAAAAAGGAGCAAGCUUUGUGACCAUGAACAUUACACUAAGAAAAUAUCAGAUGAAAAAUGGGGAAGGCACUGGUUAUCUUCCACUAUCCAGUGUACAACUGUUGAAUAGAAAACAUGUUUUGUUGCAAAUAAUCAUAAUAAUAAUAUAUUAUAACUUUGCAACAAAAACAUGUUUUCUCUUAUAUAUGUAUAAUAUAUUAUACAUUUUACAUGCUCAUUGGUUGAAGUAGCCCUCUGCUGGACACUGUGUGAAACACAUCCUCCUCGGUGCUUCUAAUGAAGUAGCUAUUAUUUAGUCUGCUCACUGUAAGAUCUCUUUUACAAAAUAUAUCAGUAUUACUUCAAAUAAAGGGAAUUUUUUAUAAGA